GGGGGGGGGGGGGGGCAGCACUAGCACACUAUUUGGGAGACAGAGAUACUAAUGAAUAUCCACCAACAAACUUCAUUCUAAAGCUGUCAGAAUAUGUUUUGACAUAACUAUUUUAGGUUUGAUGAUGAAUACUACCUCCAAACGAAUGGAACAUCGAUGGACUCCACAUUCGCCCCGAGUUAUGCGAAUGCCUUUAUGUGGGUCUUUUUGAAGAACGUUUUGUUAAUAAUGAAAACGAAAAUCCAUUUUUGAAUAAAGUCCCGAUAUAUUGACGACAUUUUUUGCAUAUGGGAAGGAACUGAACAAGAGCUGUCAGAUUUUAUGGCACUACUCAAUGACAUUGACCCCAAUCUCAAAUUCACUAUUGAAUGUGACACUCAACGUGUUCAUUACCUCGAUAUGUGGAUUGAGAAAUCAAAUUGAACCCUGUUUACAACUCUGUAUAGAAAAGAAACGGACAGAUAUACUCUAUUACAGGGGUACAGCUUCCAUCCUGAGCCAUUAAAAAGAGGACUUCUAAGAAGACCGAUUUUCAGACUGCACCGUAUAUGCCACUCCACAGAGGAUUAUCUAGAAAACGCAGCGGAGAUGCGCAUUAGGUUUCUAAGAAGAGGCUAUUCGCCACAAUAUGUGGAUGUUGGCCUGGCGUGGAUCAGAAAUAGACACCCAGGCUAACGAAGGCUGCAUUUACAAUACAAAAUAAUGGAAUGUUAUUUAUUUCUGUGCAGGCUCUCCAGCAAGAGAGCUCUGGCUUUUUGAGGAGCCCCUCUGCAACUGCACCCGCCCAAGGCGGAGGAGCCAAAGAAAGCAAGGUAGUGGAAUGGUGGGUUUUGGAAAAAAAGAAAAGACGCCAAUGAUGUGUAUGUACACGUCUUUUGUUUCCCCACGGAAAAUAAUAGAGGGAGCACCAAAAUGGCGACUUCCUUACUUUGGCUAGGACGACUGGGGUCUCUCAAGGCUCUCCAGCGAGAGAGCUGGGUCCUUUUGAGGUGCCCCUCUGUGGCUGCGUUCUGCACCAAGGUGGAGGUGCCAAAGAAAGCUAAAAAGGCGAAGGCUGCAAAGGCGGCAGCGGCACCUCCAGCGCCAGCCCCCGAGUCUUUCGACAACAGUACUUACAAGAACCUCCAGCACCACAACUACAACCAUUACACCUUCGCAGACCUGGACCUGGAGAUGGCCAAGUAUCGUCUGCCCCAGCCCUCCUCCGGCAGACCCUCCCCCAGACACUGAGAUGGCCCAGCCUGCCUGGACACCAGGCCACAUGACCCCAACCCCAUAUCCCCAGACACCAUGUCUCUGAUCCCACUGCCCAACAUACCUGCCCCGGGUGUCUUAAGAAUUAUUUCCCCCUCUACUUUACGAUCCCUAAGACGUGCUUGCAAUUGUUAUAGGAAAUGUAUGAUAUUAAACUACACGAAAGGGAUGAGGCUUUGA
This is a messenger RNA of Oncorhynchus kisutch (coho salmon), 1434 nucleotides long. Its product is annotated as NADH dehydrogenase [ubiquinone] flavoprotein 3, mitochondrial-like. The record is from RefSeq and is a predicted model, not a curated record. Lineage: Eukaryota; Metazoa; Chordata; Actinopteri; Salmoniformes; Salmonidae. The coding region runs from base 913 to 1230 and encodes 105 amino acids. Gene Ontology annotation, cellular component: respiratory chain complex I; mitochondrion. Gene Ontology annotation, biological process: mitochondrial ATP synthesis coupled electron transport. The transcript has 4 exons.